CUCCAUCUCGUGAGCACCUCCUCUUUCCUCACAAAAGCGAUCACCACUAGACUAGAAAAGUGGGAAGACGACGGCUGGAUAGAAGUACCCAACGCCAGCUACCUCGCCGCCCUAGCGAGCCGCCUGCGACAGCGCUGCGCCGUAACGACAGCACGCCACGCCACCUCGCUGUGGGAGUGGAAGACAAUAGACUGGAUCAGGGACCGCGCACUCCCCCCACUGCUAGCCUACCCCCCCACCCUUGUGCGCCCGUCCAUCGACCCAGCCUUCCACCUCAGCGGAGCCCGCCUGGCGUCGCUCACGCAGGCGACAGCCUACCGAGGCAUCCUUUCCAACCGACGCCCGCAAGCCCGACAGGGGACCACCCGCAACAUCACAGUCGCCCUCGAUGCGAUCGCCCCCCACAGGAAACACAACGCCUCGGAACUUUGGACGAGCCUGCGGCACAGGGACAUCCGACUCCCGAUAUCCGACUUCCUAUGGAAAACUCUCCACGCAGCACUCAGGGUCGGCCCUUUCUGGAGCCACAUCCCCCAAUACGAACAGCGAGCGACGUGCUCCACAUGCGACCGCGAGGAGUCGAGCGACCACAUCCUCCUCCAGUGCGCCGCAAUCGGUCAGCAACAAGUCUGGGCUCUAACCAAAGCCCUAUGGCUGAAAACCGGUCUUCCCUGGCCCGACAUGUCCUUCGGCACGCUCCUCACGAUAGGCCUGAUGUCGUGGACGACCCCAGGAUCACGCCGCAAAUGGGACGGGGCCUCACGACUCUGGCGCAUACUCAUCUCUGAAUCCACCUACCUCGUCUGGAAGCUGCGAUGUGAGCGUGUCAUUGGACACGCCGACACACCCGACUGGCAGCACAACGACCGGGAAGUCCAACAGCGCUGGCACACCGCCAUAAACACCCGCCUUCACUUAGACAUAGCCUCGACAAGGCACCACUUGAACGGCAGGUCGCUGCAAGCCAAGACCGUCCUCCGGACUUGGCACAAAGCUGUCGACGAUGAAGGCGCACUCCCAGAUGACUGGACACGCUUCGGUUUUUUAGUGGGU
Fomitopsis serialis is the source of this 1053-nucleotide messenger RNA. RefSeq lists its product as uncharacterized. NCBI's taxonomy places the organism in Eukaryota, Fungi, Basidiomycota, Agaricomycetes, Polyporales, Fomitopsidaceae. The annotation marks the transcript as partial. The record is from RefSeq and is a predicted model, not a curated record. The transcript has a single exon.